CAGCCAAACGGAACCAGACCAUGGCUAAUCGCCAUCGCAGACCAUCUCCCGACUACAAACCUGGCCAGAGGGUUUGGCUAUCAUCAAAAGACAUUACAUUACCAGGAGAGUCGAAGAAACUGGCACCUAAAUUCAUCGGACCAUAUGAGGUGGAGCGGAUGAUAACUCCCGUCACAGCUCGACUCAAGCAGGUGGAGGGUCAUCCAGCCUUCACUGUCAACACCAUUCUGGACGCUAGGAGACGAGGCAGGGGUGUGCAGUUUCUGAUCGACUGGGAGGGUUACCCCCCAGAGGAUCGCUCCUGGAUUUCACGUUCCCUUAUAAUUGAUAAAUCCCUAAUUUCUGAUUUUUAUCAUAGAUUUCCCGGUAAACCAGGAGGUCCGCCAGGUGGCGUCCGUUGAUU
Molecule: messenger RNA, 403 nt
Organism: Nerophis lumbriciformis (worm pipefish)
Lineage: Eukaryota; Metazoa; Chordata; Actinopteri; Syngnathiformes; Syngnathidae
Source: RefSeq, a predicted model, not a curated record